AUGCUUCCGUACCCACGCCCUCGCCAGCUGCCAGCGUCACGAGGAUCCAAACUCGGCUAUUACCGUGCCUCAAUCGCUUGCGUAGGCUGCCGCAAAAGCAAGACGCGAUGUCUCCUCACGCCAAGAAGAGAGCAAGAUAGCUGCCUCAAUUGUCGGCGGAAGGGUCAGCCCUGCGCUUUUCUGACGGUGGACAAGAAGCCCCCAGAUUGGAUUUGGUCCAAGGGGAGGAGGAGGCAGACCAUCGAAUCAGAGUCAGCGUCCUCCUCGCAACUCUCUGUAUCGCGGUCCUUCACCGACCCGAGGAUGGUGCGGGACCGUGCUAGCGGUAGCAGCGCGGACACGCAAUCAAAUCAGCCGCGCGAGCAGUGUAACUUGGCCUGGGACGUGGAUGUGCCAGACUUCUCGUCCGAAACACGCUUACCUCCAAAUCUGGGGAGUCAUGUCGACCCCCAAGGGUGGGUCAACGGCAAUGCGGAAUCGUCCAUCUCCCCCGACCGCGUUGAAAAGACAGAUCUGGACCUCACAUUACCAUAUUAUUCUGGUCCGAGCCUGAGCCAGGGGUUUGAAUGGGGCAUCAACAUCACGCCACUGGAGUAUCCGUACUCAUGCGGCCAAUAUCAGCUCCAGACCGGUCAAAUUGAUCCGACUUUUGAUCCUGCUGCCUUGACCCCAUCGACUCCCUGUGGCAGUUACGGAUACUAUUCCCAGGUCUCCGAUACAAGCACAUAA
Cladophialophora bantiana CBS 173.52 is the source of this 729-nucleotide messenger RNA. RefSeq lists its product as uncharacterized. The coding region runs from base 1 to 729 and encodes 242 amino acids. Gene Ontology annotation, molecular function: DNA-binding transcription factor activity, RNA polymerase II-specific; zinc ion binding. Gene Ontology annotation, biological process: regulation of DNA-templated transcription. The record is from RefSeq and is a predicted model, not a curated record. The transcript has a single exon. NCBI's taxonomy places the organism in Eukaryota, Fungi, Ascomycota, Eurotiomycetes, Chaetothyriales, Herpotrichiellaceae.